Messenger RNA from Salvia splendens (bonfire salvia), 827 nucleotides. Its product is annotated as bifunctional nuclease 1. Gene Ontology annotation, cellular component: nucleus; VCB complex. Gene Ontology annotation, biological process: protein ubiquitination. The transcript has 3 exons. NCBI's taxonomy places the organism in Eukaryota, Viridiplantae, Streptophyta, Magnoliopsida, Lamiales, Lamiaceae. Bases 360 to 827 code for a protein of 155 amino acids. The record is from RefSeq and is a predicted model, not a curated record.
AACUGCAAAAUAUCGCACACUCCACUAAUCGUUAACUCUCUCUCUCUCUCUCUCUCUCUCUCUCUCUCUAAAUGUGUAUACAUUUAUGAAAAGGAAGAAUCCCUUAUCUCCUUCUCCUUCUCCUUCUCCUUCUCCUUCUCCUUCUUCUCUUCUCUCUCACACAAUUUGAUCCUUUUCGUUUAUCCAGACUUCUUGUCGGUUGUUACCUAUCCGUUACUCUCCACUCCCCUCUCAUCUCUUCCAUUAUUGCUCCUCAAAUCAAUAUGUUUCUCCAAUUCUGAUUCAUUAUUGGAAAUUUACGGGGAUUCAGCACUAUUCCUGUUUUCUAAGAAGAAUCGGUGGUUUUUUCAGAAAUUACGAUGGCUUCUCUACAAGGCCCAGUUGUUAGCCCUGUAGUCUGUGCAAAGCAAACAGGACCUUCUGUGGCUGUUAAUUCACCCUUACUGAAAGCUAAACUAAUUAAAAGUGGAUUCUUGGGGCUUAGAGGGCUUGGCUACAGCAGGGGUAAUGCGGGUAACUGGAAGCAUUCCAGGAAGUGCAGAACAACACAGUGUAGCUUCAGUUCAUCAUCAAAUGGGAAUGGUAGCAUGGCAGGGAAUUCCAGUGAGAACGACGCUGAUUAUGUGAAUUCAAGUGUGGUUGAAGCUGUUGAGGUGCGAAGUGGCCGAGAUGGCUUCAUGAUCAAGAUGAGAGAUGGUAGGCAGCUGAAAUGUGUCCAUAACAAUCCUCUGGGAGGUCAUCUGCCAGAUUAUGCUCCACAUCCUGCAAUUGUAUUGAAGAUGGAGGAUGGGACAGGGCUUCUUCUUCCAAAAUUGGUUUGUAUGUGA